AAAAGAUGCAUUUUGUGUGCCAAUGCCUGGGGUAGGAAGAUUGCGGAAGUAACUGUGAGCGUUCAGCGUCACAUACGGGCAAAACGCCCAAUUUACCGAGGGCACUUGAAUGCACCAGUCUCAGGUACUUUCAGUACUUUCGGUUACUGAAAUGGAAAUAGUGGCGGUAAUUUGACACGCCGAGCAACAUGUCUUGAAACAAGGACUUUUACAGUACAAAAGGUAAAAAAAAACGGACUUUGUUUGGUAAAGUUUAGCUUCGCUCGUUCGCGCUAAUAGCACCGUGUCAAAUUCAGACUGGCUGAAUCACCUGGACGAGAGAGCGUUCACCGAUUCCCCCCAGCCGCCGCCGCCGUUGCUGCAACUGCUGCAUUAUGUCAAAACUACCGGGCAACGCAGGUGUGUCCCUGCUCGGGGACAAGUCGCUGGACUUCUACCGAGACCCGGUGAGCUUCUGCCAGGAUAAGAUGGAGAAACACGGCAGCAGGGUGUUUCAGAGCCGCCUAUUCAACAGACCAACCACCUUUGUGUGCUCGGCUCAAGGCAUGAGAGAGCUGCUGUGCGAGAAGUCCAAUGUGUUUCUGAAGGAUCCGACUGAUUUAAUGACGAAAAUGUACGGUGACACCCUUGUUACCACUAACGGUGAGGAGGCGUGUCUUCUCCGUCUGUCUCUCACCAGUCUGUUUUCAGGAAGUUGUUUUGAAUCGGCGGCUGAUUACAUCACCAAUGUAUGUGAACGCUGUCUGAAGGAUCUCACCCUCAGCGGGCAGCCACAGUGUGUGUACACCGCAUUUAAGCAGCUGGGGACAGAGCUGGUGUUAGGACUUUUCUUGAACGUUCGUCCCAACGAGCAGCCAGAACUUUUCCAGAAAAUCACACAGCUCUGUACUCAGCACUGGCAUGGUCUGAUCUCUGCUCCAGUCAAUCUGAAGGUUCCUAUGUGGUCAUCUGGCUUUUCCAUGGCCUUGGAAGCCAGAGAGCAGCUGAUGGACAUCAUCAAAGACAAACUGGAGAAGGACACAGAAGGUUUUGUGGGCUCCCUGAAGUCUCUGCCGCUGCCCAGCUCCAGCUGUGCUUCCCAGCAUCUCCUGCUGUUCAUCUCUGCCCUCAUCCCCAAAGCUCUGGCAUCACUACUCACCUCGUUCACUGUGGCUCUCAGUGGGAAAAAACAGGAGGGAACUCGUCAGCGAGCAUUGAUGGAUGCUGAUUAUCUGCAAGACGUCCUGCUGGAGGUUCAGAGACUCUGGCCUCCUUUCAUUGGUGGACGCAGGAUAGCAGAGAAGGACACUACCCUUGCAGGUUUUCAUGUCCCAAAGGGUUAUGGUGCGGUCUAUAUCAGCUAUUCCGUCCACCGGGACCCAGAAGUGUUUGAGCAGCCUGACAGCUUCCUGCCAGAGAGAUGGAGCGGAAGGAAUGCAGACCACAAGCACAUUAUCUGUUCCUUUGGUGGCGGAUCUAGAAACUGCAUCGGUAUCAAACUUACGGACUUCUUCCUUAAGGAGGCGUGCACGUACCUCUUAAAGCACUAUGACUGGUGUCUGGAGCCGCCAUCGCAAAACCUGGACUACAAAUGGCUGCCUGUGUCUCGGCCUGCCAUCCCCCCGACUGUCUCCUUCACUGCACUGGACACAGCUGGAACCGACGGGAACGACAACACAAAACAUUUUGGGCACUAAGAACUAAAACACAAUAAGUGGAGCGAGCAACCCCAAAGAUCUUCCCCUGCUGCUCUUAGCACACUAAAGCAUCGUGGGGGAAAAACUGCUUUCCAUCACUGAAGGAUGUACACUAAAAAAAAUACAUUGUUGUCUGGUACUUACACAUCUUGCACAGCAACACACUUUCCAUUCUGCAGUAGUGUAAACACACUCACACACACACACACACACACACACACACGUAGAGGUAAGCCCUCAGAUUCCAUCAGUAACUGCAAACCUGGCCGCCCCUCCCAUGCACCCCCCCCCGCACGCUUCACCACCUAGCAACCAGCGCUGCUUAGCAACAGUUUGUCAUACCGACACUGACUUGCUUCCUUUUAGUAUGCACACACACACACACACACACUCAAACUUGGUUAUUUUUGAAAGGGUUCACUUGGCAGCGUGACGCGUGUCUUGUGAAUCACAUGUAAAAGAUGCCACAAGGUGUUUCAGAGUGAAAUAACCUGGGGGGCAGGGAGGACAAGGGUGAUUUUCAGCUUUUCAGAUUAUGGCUCACCCACCAACCAACAACAAUUCACGUUAAAUGUUGAAUACUACACAUGGCUAACAGUUGGUUAGGAAUGGAAAAACUCACUUUCAUAGACUUUGAAGGACUGUCAGUCUUAUUGGGUGACAUGACAUGUUUUUUUUUAACCAUGGGUCUGUCCACUGCUUUGACUUUAAAAUGAAAGGUGCAUUCUGCAUGAUGUGAUUGAUUUUGUUUCCUGUCUUAAUUAUUUCGUGAUUGAAAAAUCAGGCUGCCAUUGGGACGCAAGAGAGUUAGCAUCGCAGCGGUCUUCAUCCGCACAUGUGAACACUGUGGAACACGUACACAACAAUGGACAAGCGGCAGCGCGCAGUGAAACGAACAGAGAGAAAAUAACGCCAAGCACUUGAGAGGUCUGACCUUUUUGUGGGUAAGAGUUUUGUGAUGAUACUCGUUUGAACGCACAUUGUUUUGAGAAGAAAAACGCUUAACUUAAGAGACCCCAGCAACUAGCCGGAACUACUCUGCUUCACAACGAAAACCGACCAGAACUCGGCAAACGGGACGAAGUGGGGGGAAAGUCACUGUUGAUGCACUACACUGCUGAUGGGGAUGUCAUACAACUUCAUGUCAAAAAAUCCAAACUAUCCCUUUACAGUGCGAUUAAAAUGUUGCCGCUACUAUUAAAGAAAGUAGUGUUAGGCAAAUAGAUUAUCAGAUUAACAUUUUCAGUUUGUUUGGAGCUGUUAAUACAAAUAUGUAUAAUCCUGUUUUGUCAUUUAUCUUUUUCAAUAAAAUACAGUAAAAAUGGGCAUAUUUCAGACAUACAGUAGUCGUAAAUGGUGAUUAAUCAAGAUUAAUUUGAAAACCGUGAUUCAUCCGAUUGAACAUUUUAAUUAUUUGACAGCCCUAAUAUAUAUAUUUCCUGUUCUACAGGACUAUUUGCUAAAAAGAAACAAGAAUCAUAGUUAAAUAGUUAAGAAGGGUGUUUCUCAACUGGUGAGUCAAAAAUUACAUUAAAAUAUUUCACCUAAUUGAUAGUUUGAAGUCUAUUUUUUUUAUUUUGAAAUACAAAUAUUUUGAAAGUAGAUCUUUGGUCUUCUUUGAUAUAUAUAAAUAUCCAUUUGCUAUUACAGUGUUCCCUCUCUCUCUUGUGGUUCAUGCGGAUUUUUUUUAAUGCUUUUUUUUUUCUUAUUGCAGCAUAUGAUCGCUGUUACAGGUCGAGCCUGGCCCUUUAAGAAGAAUUGCAUUGUGAAGUUGAGUGUCUAUCUCUUCCCUCUCGUCUGUCUGCACUGCCAAUUGUUGUCUGCGUCCUGAUUGGCUGUAGACCAUUAUCAAUCGCCGUCCUGUGUCAUUGCGAGCUUGCUUGCUAGCUUGUAAAUGAAUCUUCGGCUUGAAGAAGGUGUAUUGCAACAAUGUGUUUUAGCAAGGAUACAAAAACGCUACAGCACGGCGAAACGUCGCCAGGAUGAACAGGCACGGUCACAUGAGUGAAAUACGUGCGAGUGACUUCAUCAUUUCUUGUGACCUGUAGGUUGAUCAUUAAAAUUCAAACAAAAGUUUGAAGUUUUCUGAGUGUUUAAACAAGAGAGAAAUGUGAGAAAAUGUUAACGCCUGUCUGAGAAAAGUGUACAAAGUGUACGGUGAGGGCUUUUAAAGCCUUAACACAUCUAUCAUAAAGAAAUAGAUGUCCAAAGAACUUGUCCAAAGAAAUUAAGUUGGCUACUUCGUGGAUUUCACUGAUUGCAGGUUAUUUUGGAACCCUAUCCCCCACGAUAAACAAGGGAACACUAUAAUAUACAAUAGUAUUGAUUUUUUUUUAUAGUUGACAUUCCCCUUUUAAUAUUGUGCAUUGAAAUCCAUUUUGCACAUGAACUUGAAUGUAUUUUAUCCUUAAAAAGUUGAGAUGCAUAUGAGUGGAAGACAUUUAAAAAUAUAGAUCUAUGAAUUAGCAAGCUCGUACCUCUAUGAAAGUGGGUCACCACGUAAUGACCAUGGGCACAUGUGGGUCCCAGGAUGAGACCAGGGACUGGAAA
Molecule: messenger RNA, 4226 nt
Organism: Dunckerocampus dactyliophorus (ringed pipefish)
Lineage: Eukaryota; Metazoa; Chordata; Actinopteri; Syngnathiformes; Syngnathidae
Product: putative cytochrome P450 120
Exons: 11
Coding region: 375-1676 (433 amino acids)
Biological process (GO): sterol metabolic process
Molecular function (GO): oxidoreductase activity, acting on paired donors, with incorporation or reduction of molecular oxygen; monooxygenase activity; heme binding
Source: RefSeq, a predicted model, not a curated record